Messenger RNA from Ustilaginoidea virens, 987 nucleotides. RefSeq lists its product as uncharacterized. The record is from RefSeq and is a predicted model, not a curated record. The transcript is spliced from 2 exons. Gene Ontology annotation, molecular function: cyclin-dependent protein serine/threonine kinase regulator activity. NCBI's taxonomy places the organism in Eukaryota, Fungi, Ascomycota, Sordariomycetes, Hypocreales, Clavicipitaceae. The coding region runs from base 1 to 987 and encodes 328 amino acids. Gene Ontology annotation, cellular component: mediator complex; nucleus. Gene Ontology annotation, biological process: positive regulation of transcription by RNA polymerase II.
AUGUCCCCCAACUACUGGGACUCGACGCAGAGGCGCCACUGGCUCUUCACAAAGGACCAACUCGCAUCCAUGCGCCAAAAGCUCGACGACGACCACGCGGACCUCGUGCGCAUGUUUCCUCUGCCCCAGCCGCGCCAUCUGGCGAUAUACUUUAACCAGCAACUUCUCCGGCUAGCCAAGCGUCUCAGCAUCCGGCAGCAAGCCAUGGCCACGGCCCAGGUCUAUCUCAAGCGAUUCUACAUCAAGGUGCCCAUCCGCUCCACGAAUCCCUAUCUCGUCAUCACGACGGCCAUAUACCUGGCCUGCAAGAUGGAGGAGGCGCCCCAGCACAUUCGGCUCAUCGUCACCGAGGCCAGGCAGCUCUGGCAGGACUUUAUCGGCCUGGACACGUCCAAAAUCGGCGAAUGCGAGUUCUACCUCAUCAGCGAAAUGAGUUCCCAGCUCAUUGUGCACCAGCCUUACCGGACGCUGACGUUGCUCCGCGCCGAGCUGUCUCUGGUCGACGACGACGUCCAACUCGCUCGUUCCGUCAUCAACGACUCGUUCAACAGCGACCUGCCGCUGAUCUGCGCACCCCACAUAAUCGCCCUUGUUGCUAUCCUGCUGGCGCUCGUUCUGCGGCCCAACUCAUCCAGGGCCGGCCAGGCGACCUCGGGCUCUGCCGCGGCAGCCGGCCUCGCUGCCGCCCAGGCGGCUCUCAGCCAAGCACACGGCCGCAACGGCGGCGGCGGCGGCGGCGGCGGCAGUGGCACGCCCUUGGACUCGGCCGCCGCUGGACCGGAAUCCAAGGAAAAGCAGCAAGAGGCGAGAAUCUCCAGGGUCCAGCAUUUCGCAGCGUGGCUGGCGGAAAGCAGCGUCGACAUUCCUGCCAUGGUUGACGCCACCCAGGAGAUGAUUUCCUUGUACGACUUGUACGAACAGUACAACGAAAAGUUGACCAGGGAGCAGAUAAACCGCUUUGUCAAGGCGCGGGGCCUGGAUAAGUAG